UAACGCGUGUGACUUCCUCUCUUUCCUUCGUAAUACGACACGACCUUCCAUCGAUUCGGACCGUAAAAGAGUGAAAAACAUUAAUGAUGACGAUCUGAAAUUUUUUUUUUCCUCUUACAUAUUGAAUUCUCCGACACCAGAUAGCUUCCCCUGUUCUGUCUGUUUUUAUAUAUUCUGAUGCACUAGUUUCACCCGCGAUUACGUUACCUUACCGACUUCUCCAUUUCCUCUUCUUAUUUAACAUCCCCAUCACUGCUUCGACGUGGUGUAUACAAUUAGAUUUGAUUACUAAACGGAAAAAAAAAAAAAAAAUCAAUUUCGUUUUCGUAUGAAUUGGAGUUUGAAGAUUUUCAUCAUUUUCGAUUAAUUUCCGUUUCGGAAUUGGUGGAUCGAUUUGAUUGCGAUUUGAUCCGAAUCGGAUUUGGAAUCGGUUUAUGAGAUGGUACAUCUCCAGAGCUCGAUCUCCGUCGUAGAACAUCAAUCACCGAUCAUGUCUCAUCACCACAACAACAAGCCAAGAACCAAUCGCAAAUCAUCAUCAUCAUCAUCAAUCUGCUGCGACGGAUCUCCAUCAGCAGCAAUCGACGUUUUGAUCCUAAUCGCAGUCGUAACAUCAUCAGGCUUCUUGAUCUUCCCUUACAUCAGAUUCAUCACCGUCAAAUCCGUUGAGAUCUUCUCAGACAUCUCUUGUUUAGUCAAGGAAGAGAUUCUCCGUAACCCUGACCCGAUCGUAUACGGUUUGAUCGCGCUGAGCGUGUCGUGUACGGCCUUGUCGGCGUGGAUGAUUGUUAUAUUAGUUUCUAGUCGGAAUAAAUGCGGGAAGCCUGAUUGUAGAGGGCUUGGGAAGGCUAAUGCGGAGUUUGAUAUUCAGUUAGAGACGGAGGAUUGUGUUAAGGGAUCGUCGAGUGCGAGUGUUGUUAGUAAGAAAGGGUUGUUUGAGUUGCCUCGUGAUCAUCAUCGUGAGUUGGAGGCGGAGCUGAAGAAGAUGGCUCCGGUUAAUGGUAGGGCGGUGUUGGUUUUUAGGGCGAAGUGUGGGUGUUCUGUUGGGAGGUUAGAGGUUCCUGGUCCUAAGAAGCAGCAAAGGAAAAUCAAGAAAUGAAGAAAAAAGGUUUUUUAUCUUUUCUUUUGAGAUGAAAGAUGGGAUCAUUACAGUUUGUGAUGAUGAUGAUGAUGAUUAUACUUUGAUUAGCUUAUAAACAUGUUUUUUUUCUUUAUCUUUUGGGGUUUAGUGAUUUUUCACUUGAACUUCUUACACAGACUAAUAUGAUGUUAAUCUCCAUGUGUUUAAAUAAAAGACUUUACUAUGAGGAUAUUGCAGAAAAAAAUGGUUUCUAGUGAAGAACAAUGAUUUAGAUAUUUAAGUUUUGAAUGUCUUCUCAUGUUUCUUGAUUGUAUGCAUUUUGUUCUGGCUAUCAUGGUU
Eruca vesicaria subsp. sativa (arugula) is the source of this 1420-nucleotide messenger RNA. The record is from the annotation of a GenBank genome assembly. Lineage: Eukaryota; Viridiplantae; Streptophyta; Magnoliopsida; Brassicales; Brassicaceae.